Paramormyrops kingsleyae is the source of this 940-nucleotide messenger RNA. NCBI's taxonomy places the organism in Eukaryota, Metazoa, Chordata, Actinopteri, Osteoglossiformes, Mormyridae. The record is from RefSeq and is a predicted model, not a curated record.
GCCCCUUAGCCAGCGGGGCCGGCCCUCCGAGACGAGAUCUGAAGAGAUUAGUCGGCUGGCAGUUGUCGGUCAUGACGGACGGGACCUACGAGGUGGUGGUAGUGGGGUCUUGUAUGACGGACCUGGUGAGCCAGGCCCCCCGUCUGCCCAAAGCCGGAGAGACCAUCCACGGUCAUGGGUUCUUCAUCGGAUUUGGUGGGAAGGGUGCCAACCAGUGUGUCCAGGCAGCACGCCUAGGGACCAAGACGGCCAUGGUGUGUAAGGUUGGGAAGGACUUCUUUGGAGAUAACUACAUCCAGAAUUUCAAGAAUAACGGCAUCUCCACAGAAUUUGUCAGGCAAACAGAGCAGGCAGCCACAGGUGCUGCCACCAUUAUUGUGAACGAUGAAGGUGAGAACGCCAUUGUUAUCGUCGCUGGGGCCAACCUGCUGCUGGGAGAGGAGGAGCUGCAGUGGGUGGAGCCGGCACUGGGUGGGGCAAAGGUCCUGGUUUGCCAGCUGGAAAUCGAGCCGGACGUCACUCUCCUGGCACUCCGCAUGGCACGGGACAGGGGGGGUGAGUCUGCUCCUGUUGCCCAGCAAUCUCCACCGGGUGACCCACUGCACAGCUCAACGAUGCUGUUCCUCUCUCUUCCCGGACAGGGGGCAGGAGACAGCUUCAUCGGGGCUCUGGCUUUCUACACAGCACAAUAUCCCACAAUGCCCCUGGAGGAGAUGGCCAGGAGGGCCAAUCAGGUGGCGGCCAUCAGCGUGCAGGCGGCGGGGACACAGGCGUCCUACCCGUCUCGGGGGGGCCUGCCCCCGCAUCUCUUUUAGCCAGGACGUGUCCGCCAGGCCUGGCGUCUGGAGGACUUCCAGCUCGCUAACGAGCCUGCUGCUCCGCUUUCUCUCAGCCUUCGCUGUAUAAAAUUAGCACAAUAAAGGACGCAAGUGUGACGUGG